Anopheles nili is the source of this 1023-nucleotide messenger RNA. RefSeq lists its product as uncharacterized. The record is from RefSeq and is a predicted model, not a curated record. Lineage: Eukaryota; Metazoa; Arthropoda; Insecta; Diptera; Culicidae. The transcript has 5 exons. Bases 1 to 1023 code for a protein of 340 amino acids. Gene Ontology annotation, molecular function: protein binding.
AUGUCGGACUAUUGUACGAAAAUGGCGCUGCUGGACGAUACGAACGGAAACACGGUGAACCUCAACUCCCACCCGGGUGGGGAAGCCGCCGGAGAAGGUUGCAUGGUGACCACAACCGCUGAAUCGGCCGCGAUGCUUCAAUCCCCGUCAAACGACGAUCUGAGCCAGAGUCUCUCGGAGUACACGGACGCCGAUGAAAGCAUAUCAGCCCCAACCGAACUGCUGGCCGAGUUUCUCUCCGCCAUCAUGAUCCGGGACUACGUGAACGCGCUGAAGUACUGCAAGCAAAUACUACAAUACGAGCCGAACAACACGACCGCACGGGACUUUUACCCGCACAUCCUGUCAAAGAUCAACGAGAACCAGAGCAAUGAGCUGUCUGGUGAGAGUGAUGAGAACUACAACUUCAACUACAGCUCGCCUCUGGCAUCAUCCGGCUCGUCACCAACGUCCUCAUCCGCACCGUCCCGCUCGUCCCGUGCAUCCGCCUCCUCAUCAUCAUCCUCCGGUUGCGAUGAUAUCGACGAAGUGAUCAUGGUGUGCAGCAGUGACAGCGACGAUUCCUCCGAGGCGUGCCAUUCAUUCCCGGAAUCGAUCGAUGACGAACCGGGUGGGGAAUCCGGUACGCGGCAGGUUCCGGUGGCCAGCGGUCGGCUUGGUCCUGUGCGGUCUUCACAUUCCGGCCGCAACCCCCUGGCCCCGGCCGGGUCUCGUUCGCUCAGUGACAGCAACACGUCGCAGUCUUACUCGAGUUUGCUGCUCGAGGACGAGGAGAAGGACCUCACGCUGUCAGACAUUUCUAACCUCAACAUCGAGGAAGACGAGACAUCCAAUGAUUGUGGAGGUUCUCUUGGGAGCAGCAGUUCGCCACUCGAUCCGGUUGGGAAACCGGCGCUUCUUGUUCCGGCAGUUGUGGCCAAACCUGUCGCAAGCACGAACCUCGGAUCGGCCUCCGUGUUUGCCUCCAAACUCGUCGCCAUGCUACGGUCAAAGGUUAUACCCUCGAAGGGAGCGGGCGACUGA